AUGGAGUUCCAAGUUCAAGAGCAAUCUGGUGAGUGCCACAUUGUCAAAAUAUUAGAUGGGACCUGCAGCUGCAUGAAGUUCCAGCUAUUGGGCAUGCCUUCUGCUCAUGCCAUCGCUUCUGCGGUUAAUAUCGAAUUGCCAACUGACUUUAUGGUUUCAUGGGGCUUCUAUGGAGAGACGUGGACUCGUGGGUUCGACGGGAAGAUAUACCCAGUUCCUUCUGUUGGUGGUGGAGACAUUCUUGAUCCAGCUGGUGGUGAUCUUCUGCCACCGAAUGUCCGCCGACUCCAGAAGUCAGGGAUUCACAACGGGCGCCGGUGCACAAGGUGUCGCCGUCAGGGGCAUAACAAAGCCUCCUGCCGGUUUGCUAUAUAA
This is a messenger RNA of Microthlaspi erraticum, 375 nucleotides long. The record is from the annotation of a GenBank genome assembly. Lineage: Eukaryota; Viridiplantae; Streptophyta; Magnoliopsida; Brassicales; Brassicaceae.